AUGGCUGACGUCUCGGACCCCAAGAUUGACGAAGCGUACCUGGACGUCCGCUCGGACAAGACGGAGACCAACUGGCUGCUCUCUGACUACGAGUCUGACCGAUCCGACAAGCUCACGCUGACGGCGACGGGCUCCGGAGGUCUCGAGGAGCUCCGUGAGCAUCUCGACGAAUCCAAGGCGUCGUUUGCGUAUGCCCGCGUCCAGUACGCGAACGACAAGGAGUCGAAGCGGGAGAAGUUCAUCUUCAUCGUAUGGAUAGGGCCGAACUGCAAGGUUAUGCGCAAGGCGAAGAUCUCCGUCCAUGCUGCGGACGUGAAGCAGGUCCUCAGAGUCUACUCGCUGGAGGUUCCUGCUCGUGAGAAGGACGACUUGAAGGAAGAGCCGAUAAUAGUUCGCUUGCGAAAGGCUGGUGGGGCGAGUUACGACGGGGUAUGA
Messenger RNA from Rhodofomes roseus, 435 nucleotides. RefSeq names its product actin depolymerizing protein. The transcript has 5 exons. The record is from RefSeq and is a predicted model, not a curated record. Gene Ontology annotation, cellular component: plasma membrane; actin filament; site of polarized growth. Gene Ontology annotation, molecular function: actin filament binding. The coding region runs from base 1 to 435 and encodes 144 amino acids. Gene Ontology annotation, biological process: regulation of actin filament polymerization. NCBI's taxonomy places the organism in Eukaryota, Fungi, Basidiomycota, Agaricomycetes, Polyporales, Fomitopsidaceae.